Arachis duranensis is the source of this 2056-nucleotide messenger RNA. RefSeq lists its product as uncharacterized. The record is from RefSeq and is a predicted model, not a curated record. Lineage: Eukaryota; Viridiplantae; Streptophyta; Magnoliopsida; Fabales; Fabaceae. Bases 89 to 2056 code for a protein of 655 amino acids. Gene Ontology annotation, molecular function: nucleic acid binding; zinc ion binding. The transcript is spliced from 4 exons.
GUGUCAAAAACCUUUUUGGCUUUUUAGUACUCAAAACAGCGACACCACUUCAAUCGCACCACUUCAGUUCGCAAGCUCUUUUUCCAGAAUGAAUCCCUUCUAUUCUGGUUUUACUCCUCAGUAUCCUUAUUCUCUUCUAAACAACUAUGCAUGGAACAUUCAUCAACAACCCACCAUUGAGAGAUAUCGAAAUCAAAUUAACUAUGGCCGGCAAAAUAUGCUUCAUGGAGGUUUAAAUCACAGCCAUUUUAAUUUCGGUGAUCCAACCCCUCCGUAUGGUUUGGGUUUUCCAAAUGAUGGUGUUAGUGUUCCUGCUGCUAACUUCUUACUGCACCAAACUGCUAGACAAAGUAAUCCUUUUGUGGCCCCAAGCUUCCAAGAUGAUGAUGUCAGAGCUGCUAGCUUCUUACAGCACCAAACCGGUAGACCGAUUAAUCGCUUUGCAACCUCACCAGCACGGCCGACUAAUCGUGUUGCAAGCUCACGAGUACGGCCAACUAAUCCCAUUGUAGCUCCACGAGCACGGCCAACUAAUCCCAAUGUAGCUCCCCGAGCAAGACCAUUCUGGUGUAAAGUUUGUGGAGUUUGGUUGAGUAGUUCCAAAAACAUAGAAGAACAUAACAAAGGAAGGAACCAUCAGAAUAUGUUGAGAGGACAUAAGCAUACGUUGAAAAGACAUGAGAAGUCUGAGGAACUUAGAAGUAUAAGAAGAGGAGAGAGGGAGCAAGUGCCAAAUGCCUUUGGGAAUAUAGUAGAUCGGUCUAAGACAGUUCAGAAAUCCGAGAGAAGAAUUUCUGUUGAAAGGCAGCACAAAGCAAAAUUCAUGGCGGAGACUUCUACUGUUCCAGCUGAAAAUGCUGAAGGGGAAUGUAAGGAUAAAUCUGUAACCAGGGUUAAUGACUCCAAGAGGAAAAUCGGAGGAGCUAAUGGAGGCAAUGAUGAGAACAAGAUUAAGAGGAUAAGAAGGACUAUAGAAGGAUCAAAACGUGAAGGGGAAUUGAGGGAUAACUCUGUUGCAGAGGGCUGUGAUUCAAAGCCAAAACCUGAAGGAGAAGUGAGGCAUGAUUCAAAGCCAAAACCUGAAGGAGAAGUGAUGCACAACUCUGUUGCAGAGGGUCAUGAUUCCAAGCUGAAGAUUGGGGGAACUAGUGGAGGUAAUGGCAAGAAAAUUAAGCGGAGAAGAAGGGUCAUCAAAUCAUCAAAAUCUUACACCAAUGCUCCAUCAAACUGUGCAAAUGCAGAGUCUACCCCUCAAGUACCUACAGGGGCACCACCAGAGCAGCUUAUGCCACUACAGGUACUCUUACCAGUACCAGCAGUGGGAUCAAAUUCUGAACCACAAAUUCAACCUCUUGUACUAGCUUAUUCGGAGGCCAAUGUAAAUGACAAGAGUCCCAUUCCUACGGAUGAAACAAAUGUUCAAUUGCCAUCAUCAAUGUCAAUGGAGGUCAAUGCUCCUGUAAAUUCUAGCGUUAACAAUGAAAUUUUAGAUAGAAGUUGCAAAGUUGAAGAAAAGAUGGAAGUACUUGACAUCAUUCCUCUGUCAAUUUAUGUGGAGUCUACAGUCCAAGUACCUUUAGCAGUACCACCACAGAAGCCUGCACCAUUAUUGGAAUUCUCACCAUUACCUCAGGAGGGAUUAAAUUCUGAACCACUAAUUCAACCUUCUGUACAAGUUGAAGCGGAACAGCAAACAUCCGAAGACAAUGUACAUGAUGAGAAUCAAAAUCCGAAGACAAAUGUUUAUCUUCCAUCAUCAAUCUCAAUGGAAUUUGAUGCUCCUGCAGAUUCUAGUGCCAAUACUGAAAUUUCGAAUGAAAAUUUCAUAGCCAAAGAAAAUAUGGAAGUCACCACCAAAUUAAACAUAGCAUCAGUUCAGGAAAAUAUUUGUUUUGUAUGCGGCGAUCGUGGCUUUGAGGAGGCAUUGAUUUAUUGCUACAAGUGUCAAUUAUGGGCACGACAUAGGUAUUGUUUAGACGGACCUGUGAUAUUCACCAAGCAAGUUAUAUGGUUUUGUGAGGAUUGUAAACCAACGGUAGAAACAUAUCUGCUCUGA